ACCAGCGGCAGCAGCCGGAGCCGAGUCCGAGCCUGACAUGAUGUUUCCGCAAAGCCGGCACUCGGGCUCCUCUCACCUGCCGCAGCAGCUGAAGUUCACAACCUCCGAUUCCUGUGACCGGAUUAAGGACGAAUUCCAGCUCCUGCAGGCUCAGUAUCACAGCUUGAAGUUGGAAUGUGACAAGCUGGCCAGCGAGAAAUCAGAGAUGCAACGUCACUAUGUCAUGUAUUACGAGAUGUCCUACGGGCUCAAUAUCGAAAUGCACAAACAGGCUGAAAUUGUCAAGCGGUUAAACGGGAUUUGCGCUCAAGUCUUGCCCUACCUGUCUCAAGAGCACCAACAGCAGGUCCUGGGAGCCAUUGAACGAGCCAAGCAAGUGACCGCCCCAGAGCUGAAUUCCAUCAUCCGUCAGCAGCUUCAAGCUCACCAGCUCUCGCAGCUCCAGGCUCUGGCUCUCCCCCUGACUCCACUGCCCGUGGGCCUCCAGCCCCCUUCCCUCCCGGCUGUCAGCGCCGGCACCGGGCUCCUCUCGCUGUCUGCCCUGGGCUCCCAAGCUCACCUCUCCAAGGAGGACAAGAACGGGCACGACGGGGACACCCACCAAGAUGACGACGGGGAGAAGUCGGAUUAAAGUGAGGGGUUGGGGGGUGGGGGGGAAGAGGUGUUCAGUAAAAGAUGCAGUAUCACUCUAGUCAACGCUCCGCAGAACUGCAGUAGUCGGUACGGUGGCAGCCUGCCAGGCACACAACCCAUGCGGUGCGUGGCCCCCCCUCCCCCCAUGCCCAUGAUGGGGGGGGGGGGGGGGGGUCUCAGCAUCCAUCUCCCUUGAGAACGGAAUAGAAACGCGGCAGCAAUAAACGCCACCGCUACGAACACGGGGCUGUUAAAUUCCACUCUCCCCCAGCUCCCUCGCCGGCCUGGGCUCGCUCAGUCACUCCCGCACCGAGCGCUGCGGUCACCAGCUCUUGGCCCGCAGUACGUUGAUCUGACCCCGUGCUGGGCAGAUGGGCCCAGCCGUGUCCAGACUCCAUGUACUGCAUGCAAGCGCAGUGGCACCAUUCCCCCUCUCCCCGGCCCCGGUGCGUAUUUAAAGAUACAAACCCAUUCUCCAGCCCCGUUGUCCCUGCCCCUCCACGCCCCGACCUCUGUAGGUUUCGAUUGCGUCUCACUGGUUUGGGCCCUGUUCCGUCUCGGCACCCCCACCUGCACUAAUGCCAGUUCUGCACCUUGCUGUCCUGCAUGUAUCCCUGUUUAACCAGUCCUGGGAGCACAAUACUAGUCCAGUGCCCUCAGGUGCCAGGUGUGUCUCCUCGCGCUGCUUCUCCACUUCUAGCUGGAGUUCCCCCGCCCGCUGGCCCUCCUCAGCAGUGGACCUGGCUGUCUAAGAUGGUGGGAGGAAGGGAGGAGUGGGUGGUGGGGGGAGAAAUCAGACCAGCUUAGAACCUCCCUCUGCUUCCCUGCCCCCCACCAUUUGGAAAAGGAUACUGCAGCUUUCUCUGUUUCUAUUUCAGUGCGCUAGCGUGUCUUUCUUUUAAAAAAAAACAAACAAAAAAACAAAAUGGAAUUUAAAAAAAAAAAAAAAAGAAUCUCGUGUUUGUAUAUAGUCCUUUAGAGAGAAAUCUUGUUUGGCUUUUUGUGUUUAAUCACUCAACCUAUACUAAGAGGAACUGAAAAUGCUGUAUUGAGGAUGUUACUAGCUGUGCCUUUCAAAUAAAGAAAUAAGAAGGUUGGUUAAAA
Messenger RNA from Emys orbicularis (European pond turtle), 1737 nucleotides. It is a transcript of the gene TLE5, whose product is annotated as TLE family member 5, transcriptional modulator. The transcript has 7 exons. The record is from RefSeq and is a predicted model, not a curated record. NCBI's taxonomy places the organism in Eukaryota, Metazoa, Chordata, Testudines, Emydidae. The coding region runs from base 38 to 631 and encodes 197 amino acids. Gene Ontology annotation, cellular component: nucleus; transcription regulator complex. Gene Ontology annotation, biological process: regulation of DNA-templated transcription; negative regulation of canonical Wnt signaling pathway. Gene Ontology annotation, molecular function: transcription corepressor activity; protein binding.